This is a messenger RNA of Mangifera indica (mango), 1614 nucleotides long. RefSeq names its product secreted RxLR effector protein 161-like. Lineage: Eukaryota; Viridiplantae; Streptophyta; Magnoliopsida; Sapindales; Anacardiaceae. The record is from RefSeq and is a predicted model, not a curated record. The transcript is spliced from 2 exons. The coding region runs from base 339 to 932 and encodes 197 amino acids.
AAGUGAACUGCUCCUCUUCCCUUCACUGUUUGUCAUUCUUUCACCGUCACAACUGCUCAUCUUUGCAUCCUCGGAAGUUUCAUCACGCAGAUAAGUCAUUGAUUUUGUGGUACUGUGAUUAGAUGUAGGGUUGUGAUUUGUUUGACAGUUAUUGCCAGGCUGCCAAUGUUUACUGUAUAAAAACAAUUCUGUACCUGAUUUUUGUUUUAGAUAAAAAGUUUGAUGCAUUUCAGUUUUCAAUUUUCUUGGUGUUUGAUUUCUCCAAUCUGAAAGUUUUUUUUUGGUUUCUUCGAUCUGGAAGUUUCACUUGGUAUCAGAGCCAUUGACUAGCGUCUAAGAUGGCUAACUCCUCUAACACUGGUUUUUCAGGCCCGCCGUUGACUCCUGAGCGACCUGAGAUGACUGGAUUUGGUGAUCGAUCUAGUCAAACAAGUGGUUUUCCCGUUUCAACACUUCAACCUGUCACACCAAAGCUCACCGAUGAGAACUAUCGGUACUGGAGGACUCAAGCUCUUCUUGCUGCGGGUGCUCAUGACCUAGAAGAGCACCUAACAGGUUCAUUGGCUUCUAAUGCAGUCUUACACAGCAGAACCAAACAUAUAGAAAUUGACAUUCACUUUGUGAGAGAACAGGUUACCGCAAAAAGGCUGAAGGUGCAGUAUGUCCCUACACAAUUUCAAACAGCAGAUAUUUUCACUAAAUCUUUAUCUGUUCUCAGGUUUGAAGAGCUCAGAAGUAAACUGUAUAUUGUUGACUGGGUGAGCUGGAGAAAAGCCUCGGAGAAAAAUAGUCUAGCUCCUGGAGGUUCUGAAGGUUUCAAAGAGAACUCUUCAGCAACAGUUAACAUAAAGGAAAGGUCUGAUACUGAAGAACAUGGGUGUGGAAACAGCAAGCUACAAAUGCAGACUCUAUGGUGUACUACAGUGCUUUGAGGAAGGUGUUUUCUUAAUUAAGAAGGGAGCUACAACUGAGAGAGGAAUUGUUUGGCUGCAUAUGCUCUGAGUGUCAGUUAAUUCAGUUGCCUGCGUAGUUGAGACUGAAAGGAAUUCAAGCUGAAGGAGGAAAUAUUUUACUUCUGAGAAGGGUCUAUCUGUUUUGUGUGAUAAUCAACUUGACAGAGGAUAAAUGAAGCUGAGUGUAGAAAAUAUGGCAUUGCAAUUUUGGGCAUUGUAUUUUUCUGUGUUCUCUGUUGUAUUUCGUUGCAAGCCUACAAUAGCAUGUUGUUAUCUUGGCUUGAGGGAGGAUGUUGAGAUUACAAAGGAAAACGGUGCGUUUUGAUGGAGAGAUGAAACACACCGUUUCAAUUAAAAAUUCAUUAAACAAAAAAUAUCUGCUUCUUGUUUCUUGUGACUGUCAUUUGUGAAUAUUCAAGAAAAGUGAACUGCUCCUCUUCCCUUCACUGCUUGUCAUUCUUUCACCGUCACAACUGCUCAUCUUUGCAUCCCUGGAAGUUUCAUCACACAGAUAAGUCAUUGAUUUUGUGGUACUGUGAUUAGAUGUAGGGUUGUGAUUUGUUUGACAGUUAUUGUCAGGCUGCCAAUGUUUACUGUAUAAAAACAAUUUUGUACCUGAUUUUUGUUUUAGAUAAAAAGUUUGAUGCAUUUCAGUUUUCAA